GACUUCGUGGCCUGUCUGGAGCGGUGCUUCGUGCUCUCGGUGCUGCAGCAGGUCCCGGUGCUGCAGCACUUGUCGCUGGCACAGCGGGUCCGGAUCGCCGACGCCACGGAGGUAAAGGACUACCCCGCGGGCGAGGCAGCCAGCGACGACCUGCGGCUGGGCAUCGUCAUGGACGGGGCCCUAACCUGCGGGCGGGGCGAAGGCCGCGAGCCCCUCGUGCUGCGGCGCGGGCAGUGGUGGGAGGACCAGGCGCUGGCCGGGCUGCUGCAGCAGCCCAGCGAGGCGGCGUCGCCAGCGUCGUCGUCGCCGCGUAGCCCCUCUGGCAGGACGGACAGCCGGGUCGCCGGAGCGUCCGGAGCGCGCCUCGCCACGCUCGGGAGGGAGGCUUUGGCAGAGGCACUCAAGGAACUGGGCCUCUCCACGGUCGCCAUGGGCUCGGGGGGGGUUAUCGAGUACAUGAGGAAGGUCCUGCUGGCGAAGAAAGUGCCCGUCUUCCGCAGCCUCUCUGCGGACCAGGUCGACGGCCUCGUCAGGUCCCUGGUCCUCGAGAGGUUCACCAGUGGGGCGCAGAUCUUCAAGCAGGGCGAGCCUGGGAGCACGUUCUUCAUCAUCGCCGAGGGCGAGGUGCGCGUGCUCAUCGGCGGCAAGCUCGUGCGGAGCCUGGGGAAGGGGGCGUGCUUCGGCGAGCGCGCGCUGCUGCUCGACGAGCCGCGCAGCGCCACCGUGGAGGUGUCGAGCUCGGAGGCCGAGCUGUGGGCGGUGAAGAGGCACGUCUUCAACGAGGUGGUGACCCAGAGCAUGAGGGCCGAGCUGGACACGUCAUUCGAGCUCAAGGAACUGAGACAUGUGCGCCUCAUAGGCGCAGGGUCGUACGGCUCCGUGCGGCUCGUGGAGCACAGGCACACGAGGACGCAGUACGCGCUGAAGCGCGUCAGGAAGCUGCCGUCACCCGACGACGAGAUGCUGAAGGUCCCGGAGGAGGUGCGGGAGGAGUGCACCCUGCUCGCGUCGGUGGACCACCCCUUUGUCCUGCGGCUGGUCAGGACCUUCGAGACCACGGACAGUGCCUACCUGCUGACGGAGCUCGUCACCGGCGGCCAGCUCUACUACCACACCCUCCAGACCAUGGGGAUCGUUUCUCGCAAGCAGGCGCAGUUUUACGUCGGGUCGCUCGUGUGCGUCUUGGAGGCCGUGCACGACGCCGGCAUAGUGUACAGGGACCUGAAACCAGAGAACGUCAUGCUGGACGCCGCGGGCUUCGUGAAGCUUGUAGACUUCGGCCUGGCCAAGCGCCUGGCGGAGAGCACGUCGAGAACCUACACGGUCGCGGGGACCUUGCUAUACCUAGCCCCGGAAGCGAUACGUGGUCACGGCUACGGGUUCUCAGUGGACAUGUGGUCCUUGGGCGUUCUGUUUUACGAGCUCGUCUGCGGUGACCUGCCGUUCUGUGAACAGGUUGAUGGAGAGGUGAACGAGCACGAGACGAUGGCCUCCAUCCUGGAGGACGACCUGCGGUUCCCCGCGCGGUACAACGAUAGCGCCGGCAAGAAGCUGUUGCAGGGCUUGCUGUGCAAGCAGGCCCAGAACCGCGCGGGCGCUGGCGUCAGAGGCUGGCAGGAGGUCAAGGACCACAAGUACUUCAAGGCUGGGGUCGAUGGGGACCUCUUCGGGAUGAUCAUGGGCCGCGAGAUCUCGCCCCCAGUCGUCCCGUCCGGCGAGAAAUACUCCAACGAGCGAGAGCUCAACGAGACAGUGACGCUCAGCGACGCGGAUGAGCUCGCACCGGACUCGCCCGCUGACGAGGUGAGGGAGCGGGUCCUGGGCGCGUUCAAGCGCUUCGACAUCCGCGGGGAUGGGACCAUCGACUCCGGC
Prorocentrum cordatum is the source of this 1872-nucleotide messenger RNA. The record is from the annotation of a GenBank genome assembly. Lineage: Eukaryota; Dinophyceae; Prorocentrales; Prorocentraceae.